AUGGGUAGAGGAGGUAAAAAGAAAGGAAAAAAAGAGUCUGAGAAUGUAGGAGAAGGCUUAGGAUUGCUGUCCCUGGAGGAUCAACCUUCCACAUCAUCAGCUAUUGCUACUCAGGAAAUUAAGAAAGCAGACCCACCACUUCAGAAAGAAGCAGAAGCUGAUGAAGGUGGUAUUUCACUGCUGGGUGAUGGAGGUGCUAAGAGAACUAGAAAGAAGAAAAAGAAUGCACCUCCUCCACAAGAAGCACCUUUAAACCCAACUCAAGCAGCUCCAGGGCCUAGUCAAUCAAGUCCUGCCCUUCAGGCUGCUGUACCUUCGGCUGGACGUGGAUGUGGCCGUGGAGUUACACCACCACAGGCUGGUUGGGGUAGAGGUGCCGCACCACAACCAGUCUGGGGGCAGAGUAAUCCCCAAGCUGGGGCUACACAGCAGGCCACAGAAAGAGCUCCAGGACCCUGGCAAGCACCUCAACCAAUGGCCCCAGUGCCACCCAGCCAAAGUGCUCCUCAGAUUUCCCAAGCACCAAAAGAACUGAGACCAUCAACCUCUCAAGUACCAAUUGAACAACCACGUCCAGCUAGUUCAAAACCAACAUCAGUGGUGUGCCGGUUCCAAUUACCGAAAAAAAUACGGGCUAGGGUUCCUGUUCCUGCUGAUGCUACGAGAGUUCUGACUAAUUAUCUACCCAUGACUAUAAAGCCACUAAUAAUUCAUCGCUACGACGUCGCUAUCAAUCCUGACAAACCAAAAAAAUUUAUGGCGAGAGUAUUCCAAGCAAUGAAAAUGAAGCAUUUUCCAAAACAUAUAGUUGCAUUUGACCAAAUGAAGAAUUGCUACGCACUAAAACCUCUCUUAACUACAGAUGAACGGUUUAUGACUGAGGUUGAAAUCAAGGAUGACAAUGGCAAAGCAUGCAAAUAUGAAGUUGGAUUGAAAUUGACUGGAAAGGUGGACUUGGGCACGAUUUUGAGUUAUAUGCGUGAUGGGACAUCGUUAGCCCCACCAACGGAGGCAAUUCAUUGUAUUGAUGUUGUUUUGCGUCACGGAGCCCUCGAAAAGUAUGUAAAGGCCAGCCGUCAAUACUUCAUGCGCCCCAGGAACCCUAUCGACCUUGGAGAUGGUCUUGAAAUGUGGACUGGUCUGUUCCAGUCGGCCAUUUUUACUUCCAGGCCGUUUAUCAAUAUAGAUGUUGCCCAUAAAGGUUUUCCGAAGUCACAGCCUUUAGUGGACACAUACUUAAAUGACUUCCGUUUGGAUGCCACCUGUCCUAUUGAAAAGCAGCGCAGAAUGGAAUGCGAACUGUUUGUGAAAUUUCUCCGUGGUUUAAGGGUGGUGGCAACAAUUGGUGACGCUAAAACCGGAUUCAGAAAGCGUGAAUUUAUUUGUAAUGACGUCAAACCGCCCCCGAACGUCCUCAAAUUCACAAUGCAAGACGAUUCGGGGCGUAGCCGGACUAUUACCGUGGAGCAAUACUUCACUGAAAAGGGAUAUCGGCUUCGCUAUCCAAACAUUAAUUGUAUUUGGGUUGGACCGAGAGAUAAAGAGAUAUACUACCCAAUGGAGUUAUUACAAAUUUCAUUUGGACAGGCCCUUAAUAGACAGUUGAAUGACAGGCAACUGGCGAAAAUGGUCCGUGAAGCGGCAACACCACCCAGUGACAGAAAGCGAAAGAUCGAAGAGGUUAUUAGAGACAUGAAAUAUUCGAGUAACGAAUAUUUCAAGGAGUUUGGAUUGGAGAUCUCAAAUAAUUUCUACGAAGUUGAAGCGAAAGUUUUGCAUGCGCCAGUUUUGAAUGUCGGCGAGGGUACCGUAAAACCAAGGGGCGGAGUUUGGAUGGCAAAAAAACUGCUGAAGGCCAGUGCUCUUCAGUCUUGGGGCUUCUUGGUAGUCGACACUGAUCCUAAUAGACUGCAAUGCCAUGACAUCAUUAAGAAGAUUCAAGGCGUAGGUCGCCAAAUGGGUAUGUCGGUACAAGAUCCAGCCUUGACCAACUUCAAUGUGAGGGCACAUGAGUUGCUCACGAUCUUCCGUCGAGCGGCUGACAGUCGCAUCAACUUCCUAUUUGUCAUCGUCAGUUCACGUUCUAGGGAUAUCUACCAAAAGGUGAAAAAAAUGGCGGAAUUGGAAGUGGGUAUUUUGACACAGUGCAUUAAGGAUCAGACAGCUGAGAGGCGUAUGAAUGAGCAGACCAUACGAAAUAUAUUGCUAAAGGUUAAUUCAAAACUGAUGGGUGUGAAUCAAACCAUUGGCACUUCGUCCGAGCCGGCUUGCCUUAGAAGCGGUGGUGUCAUGGUCGUCGGAGCUGAUGUGACCCAUCCAUCGCCUGAUCAGACGGACAUACCAAGUAUUGCAGCAGUGACCGCAUCGUUUGAUACUAAAUGCUUCCAGUACAAUAUCGAAUUGAGUAUUCAAACUCCAAAGAAAGAAGUGAUCGUCGAGUUUGAAAAUAUGAUGGUGGAACACUUGAAAGUCUACAAAAAGCAUCAAAACACGAUCCCGAAGAAAAUAUUCAUCUUCCGUGACGGGGUUUCUGAAGGACAAUUCGCUCAGGUUAUGAAUAGCGAGCUGGUAGCUGUUUACAGGGCGUAUGAACGUCUUGCUGGGUGCAAUGUGAAGCCUGAGGUUUUGUUCCUUUUAGUACAAAAGCGACAUCACACUAGAUUCUUUUUGGGCGCGAACAACGCACAGAACGUGCUGCCGGGAACAGUCGUUGAUAAGGACAUUGUGCACCACAGCGAAAUGGACUUUUACAUGGUGUCCCAUCAAGCAAUAAAAGGCACGGCCCGUCCAACACGUUAUUAUGCGGUGCGCAACGAUGGCAACAUUCCCAUAGAGGAAGUAGAGCAGUUGACCUAUUAUCUGUGUCAUUUAUACUCGCGCUGUACUCGCUCUGUGUCAUAUCCCACGCCCACGUACUACGCUCAUCUUGCUUGUACUCGUGCCAAACAUCUCACAGCCGGAGACAGAUUCAACAACAGAGACUUGGAGCUGAGACCACAACGGCUUCAAGUUUUGAACAGGAUGCUCGAUUUUAGCCGCAUGUUCUUUGUUUAA
Molecule: messenger RNA, 3054 nt
Organism: Pieris macdunnoughi
Lineage: Eukaryota; Metazoa; Arthropoda; Insecta; Lepidoptera; Pieridae
Source: the annotation of a GenBank genome assembly